Cynocephalus volans (Philippine flying lemur) is the source of this 369-nucleotide messenger RNA. Its product is annotated as large ribosomal subunit protein eL31-like. Gene Ontology annotation, molecular function: structural constituent of ribosome. The transcript has a single exon. The record is from RefSeq and is a predicted model, not a curated record. NCBI's taxonomy places the organism in Eukaryota, Metazoa, Chordata, Mammalia, Dermoptera, Cynocephalidae. Bases 1 to 369 code for a protein of 122 amino acids. Gene Ontology annotation, cellular component: cytosolic large ribosomal subunit; ribosome. Gene Ontology annotation, biological process: cytoplasmic translation.
AUGGCUCCUACAAAGAAGGGUGGUGAGAAGAAGGACCAUUCUGCCAUCAGAGAGGUGGUGACCCGAGAAUACACCAUCAACAUUCACACGCAUAUCCAUGGGGUGGGUUUCAAGAAGCGUGCCCCUCGGGCACUCAAAGAGAUCUGGAAAUUUGUCAUGAAGGAGAUGGGGACUCCAGAGGUGCACAUUGAUACCAGGCUCGACAAAGCUGUCUGGGCCAAAGGAAUGAGGAAUGUCCCCUAUUGUAUCCAUGUGUGGUUGUCCAGAAAAUGUAAUGAGGAUGAAGAUUCACCAGACAAGCUCUAUACUUUGUUACCUGUUACCACUUUCAAAAAUCUGCAGUCAGUGUGGAUGAGAACUAGCUGCUGA